Xyrauchen texanus (razorback sucker) is the source of this 1987-nucleotide messenger RNA. RefSeq lists its product as uncharacterized. Bases 24 to 1586 code for a protein of 520 amino acids. Lineage: Eukaryota; Metazoa; Chordata; Actinopteri; Cypriniformes; Catostomidae. The record is from RefSeq and is a predicted model, not a curated record. The transcript is spliced from 8 exons. Gene Ontology annotation, cellular component: membrane.
CUCGUUUACUGUAACCUGUUAGGAUGAUUCUCCCCAACGUAAGAGUGCUUGCUGUGGUGUGCUGGAUGAUGUAUGUAAGACUCACAGUGUCUCGGGUCUCUAUUCCAACCCCUAAACUCUGGUUCUUCUCCAAUUUGAAUGAAAGUAAUAUUCAGCUGUACACUAAAGUAAGCCUUGGUUGUCCCGCCCCUUCCGGUGCUCCAUAUCCUAUAACUGUGUCUAUAGGCAAGAUUGAAAGCCCUUCACAAACCCCAGCGACCACAGAACCAUUUGUGACCUCUGAGGUCAUCACAUAUCCGGAUAAAUAUCUGUAUUUCAAUAUCAUUGCCCAGCACAGCCAAGAGGGGACUUUAGUGUGCUGGUACAAAUCCACUCGCACUGGAGAAAUAUCUGAAUUCAGUAACAAUGUUACAUUGGUCAUAUCAUCCCUCCCUCCUCCCAAACUGACUUUGGAGCCCAAUCUUUUUCGUGUGGGUGGGAAUUACACAGUGUUCUGUGAUUCAACUGCUGGCCCAGCAACUAACUUCUCAAUGAGUCUGUUUUACCGCCCCCUCCCUGUUGCCACUGGCAACAGCUUGACCCUCAUUGGUACAGUGAAUGUAACAGGUGUGAACCAUUAUAUCUUUUCUACAGUGAGGUAUGCAGUCAACCGAGUAGAGUAUGUCUGCACUAUGGAGAUGUUGUACCAUGGAAGGCACUUAUAUUCACCUAUGUCCAAUUUUGAGGCAGCCAUCCCAGAAGAGCUUCCAAUUCGGCUCUUGACAAAUGAUCAUGAAGCAAGCUGUCUAGGAAAUCUGGAUAUCAACCUCAGAGACAAAUGGGUACCUGUUUGUCAGAAGGAAAUCAAUACAGCAAACGCUUCAUCCACCGCUGCUGCUACGGCUGAAGUGGUGUGCAGGGAACUGGGAUGUGGGCAUGCGCUGGGCUGGAAGAGGGUUCAGGAUAACAGACUUCUGAGCACACACACAACUGGGGGGAUCAAUUGCAGUGGGAGCGAAAGAAAGACCAGAGAUUGCCCAAUGGAUGACGUUCAGUUCUGCAAACAGAUAAACACUCUCUCCAUACUUUGCUCAGAUGUAUUGCCACCACCUAAACUCUCAGUGGUUACGUAUGACCGUGUCUCCAAGUUGUAUGUCACUGACAAACAAUCUGUGGAAAUCUCCUGUUACUUCGACUCAACUUUUUUGAAAUCAGGAGACACUGGGAGACUUCUCUUGAGACGCAGUGGCAUUGUUGAGAGAAGCACUUACAUGACUCCAGGAAUGACAGUGUCUCUAACACAGUACGCCCCAGUGCCUGAAGGAAAGUAUGAGUGUUUAUUCAAACUUGAUGCAGGAACAGAAAGCAUCUCUCCACCCAGCAAUUCAGUUUUCAUUUACAUAUACAAUCCUCCGGAUCCAGUGCCAAUUGUUGCUGGUGUUCUCACAACUGCAGUGGGGGUAGCAAUUAUGAUGUAUGUUUGUGUAUACAAAACCAGCUCAGAGAUGGAGGUCAAUACAACUCCAACACAUUUUCAAGGCCCAGAGGCAACACAGAUUGACACAAAGCCAGAAAGUAGUGUCAACUACUUACCUCAGCAUAUGUAGCCCAGAGGAAUUUAAUUUCUGGUUUACAAUCUUUGAAACUUUAGCAUGGCAUGCAAAUAUAUUAUAACAACAACCUUAUAUAUUAAAUACUAUGAUGUGAAGGUAAAACUAUUUUUACAAUAGAAUUCAAGAGGUUCAAGAGAAUAUUUGCACAUAAGAAUUUUGCUUCAUACGGAAAAUGUUUUUCAAAACAAGACUAAGUUUAUGUAGAUUUUAAGGUAGGUAAAACUGCAUCUUGAAUUAAUUUUUUAAAACGUACUUUUGUUAUAAAGGAAUUAAUAUGUAUUUAAUCUAUAAUGGUUGUAGCAAGGGAAGUCUGCCUUACAAGUUGCUCAACAUGCAUGAUGGUACUGAAUUAUUGGAAAAGAUAUUGUCUUGUAUCAUUAUCAACCAGUUUAACU